This is a messenger RNA of Balearica regulorum gibbericeps (East African grey crowned-crane), 2355 nucleotides long. It is a transcript of the gene COMP, whose product is annotated as cartilage oligomeric matrix protein. Gene Ontology annotation, cellular component: extracellular region. Gene Ontology annotation, molecular function: calcium ion binding. The record is from RefSeq and is a predicted model, not a curated record. Lineage: Eukaryota; Metazoa; Chordata; Aves; Gruiformes; Gruidae. Gene Ontology annotation, biological process: cell adhesion.
GGCAAACCUGCAGGUUAAAAAUUUGUUGCAAGAGAAGCCCACACAUCCACACUGCCUGGAGAUUCAAAGAUGAGUUCAGUUCUAGCAUUUGUUUUUCUCCUCUGCCUCUCUUGUCCUUUUUCAUCAUGUCAGCAAAGAAGAGCAGGAGGUGAAGUUGGGCCAGAAAUGCUGGAAGAGAUGAGAGAAACUAACCGUGUGCUAAUGGAAGUUCGAGACUUGUUGAAACAGCAGAUUAAGGAGAUAACAUUCCUGAAGAAUACAGUCAUGGAGUGUGAUGCCUGUGGCAUGCACACUGAGGCAACAGGCCCUGUCAUCACCGUGACACAGUUUAACAGAUGCCUCCCAAACUCCUGCUUCCCUGGCGUGGCCUGCACUGAGACUGGCACUGGCUUCCGCUGUGGACCCUGUCCCCCAGGCUAUUCAGGCAAUGGGUCUCAUUGCACAGAUAUCAAUGAGUGCAACGCAAACCCCUGCUUCCCAAAGGUCCAGUGCAUUAACACCGUCCCUGGCUUUCGCUGUGAUCCCUGCCCUCCCGGCUUCACUGGGCAAAUGGUCGAAGGGGUUGGACUAGCUUAUGCCAGGGCCAACAAACAGGUUUGUACUGACAUCAAUGAAUGUGAAACAGGUGCUGCCAGAAACUGUGUCCCAAACUCCAUCUGCAUCAAUACACGGGGAUCCUACAAAUGCGGGUCUUGUAAACCUGGCUUUGUUGGGGAUCAAGUCACUGGCUGCAAGAGCCAGACAGUGAGACGCUGCCCUAAUGGUGAAAUUAGUCCAUGCCAUGAGAAAGCACAGUGCAUCGUCGAGCGCGACGGGUCCCUCUCCUGCGUGUGCCUCGUGGGGUGGGCAGGGAACGGCUAUGUCUGUGGGAAGGACACGGACAUUGAUGGAGUCCCUGAUGAGAAGCAACGCUGCUCAGACAAAAAAUGCCGCAAGGAUAACUGCGUGACUGUCCCAAACUCUGGCCAGGAGGAUGCAGACAGAGAUGGAAUUGGAGAUGCUUGUGACGAUGAUGCUGAUGGAGAUGGGAUAUUAAAUUCUGAGGACAACUGCAUGUACACACGCAAUGCAGACCAGCGCAAUGCAGACAAGGAUAACUUUGGUGAUGCCUGUGACAACUGUCGCCAAGUGAAGAACAAUGAUCAACGGGACAUUGAUGGCGAUGGGAAGGGUGAUGAGUGUGAUGAUGACAUGGAUGGAGAUGGGAUCAAAAACCAAAUGGACAACUGUAAGAGAGUUCCUAACCCUGAUCAGAAAGAUGGCGAUGGUGAUGGAGUAGGAGAUGUGUGUGACAGCUGCCCAACAGUCAGUAACCCAGACCAGAAAGACACCGAUCAUGAUCUAGUGGGAGAUGUCUGUGACACCAACCAGGACAGUGAUGGGGAUGGCCACCAAGAUACACGGGAUAACUGCCCGUCAGUGCCCAACAGCUCCCAGGUGGACACAGACAAUGAUGGGCUGGGAGAUGAAUGUGACGAUGACGACGAUGAUGAUGGGAUUCCAGAUGAGAAACCUCCAGGCCCUGACAACUGUCGGCUUGUCCCUAACCCUGGCCAAGAAGACUCAGAUGGUGAUGGUGUGGGAAACCUUUGUGAAGAUGACUUUGACAGAGACAUGGUGAUUGACAGAAUUGAUGUGUGCCCAGAGAACGCAGAAGUGACACUAACAGACUUCAGGGCUUUCCAGACGGUUGUAUUGGACCCUGAGGGUGACGCACAGAUUGACCCCAACUGGAUUGUCCUCAACCAGGGCAUGGAAAUUGUCCAGACCAUGAACAGUGACCCUGGCCUGGCUGUAGGUUACACGGCAUUCAAUGGAGUGGACUUUGAGGGCACAUUCCACGUCAACACUGUCACAGAUGAUGAUUAUGCUGGCUUCAUAUUUGGCUACCAGGACAGCUCCAGCUUUUACGUGGUCAUGUGGAAGCAGAUGGAACAGACAUACUGGCAGGCAAACCCCUUCCGAGCAGUAGCAGAACCGGGAAUUCAACUGAAGGCAGUGAAGUCUAAAACAGGCCCAGGUGAGUAUCUCCGGAAUUCUCUCUGGCACACCGGAGACACCACAGACCAGGUCAAACUGCUGUGGAAAGACCCUCGCAAUUCUGGCUGGAAGGACAAGACAUCUUACCGCUGGUUCCUGCAGCAUCGGCCUCAAGUUGGGUACAUCAGAGCUCGCUUCUACGAAGGCCCUGAACUAGUAGCAGACACUGGAGUUGUCCUUGAUACAACUAUGCGAGGAGGACGCCUGGGAGUCUUCUGCUUCUCCCAAGAGAACAUUAUUUGGUCAAACCUGCGUUAUCGCUGCAAUGACACCAUUCCAGAAGACUAUGAAACAUUUAGAGUUCAGCAAGACUAA